This is a messenger RNA of Gasterosteus aculeatus aculeatus (three-spined stickleback), 3045 nucleotides long. RefSeq names its product BCL2 associated athanogene 3 (gene bag3). Gene Ontology annotation, biological process: muscle cell cellular homeostasis; negative regulation of striated muscle cell apoptotic process; protein stabilization. NCBI's taxonomy places the organism in Eukaryota, Metazoa, Chordata, Actinopteri, Perciformes, Gasterosteidae. Gene Ontology annotation, cellular component: cytosol; nucleus; cytoplasm. The record is from RefSeq and is a predicted model, not a curated record. Gene Ontology annotation, molecular function: adenyl-nucleotide exchange factor activity; protein-folding chaperone binding.
ACUGGGAAGCACAAAUUGACAUAACAGCUUUGGGAAGCCAUGCCUCGGCAUCCAGCGCUGUCCGCCCCCAGCAUUAACCCGGCUAUUUCCAGAAACUUCCAGCCCACUUUUCCACGUCACUUGAGGGAAUCUUUAAAGCGUCCGUCGCCUGUGGAACAUGUUCCAGUACUCGACGGCCGGCAACAUGAACGGCGUGAAGACGCAGUCUCCGACACCGACGGCGAACAACAACGAGAACGAGCCUCUCCCCGUCGGCUGGGAAGUAAAAAUUGACCCUCAGACCGGGUGGCCCUUCUUCGUGGACCACAACAACCGCGCGACCACCUGGAAUGACCCGCGUCACGACGCCAAAAAGGUCAGAGAAGUUUCAUCAAAUGGACCCAAUAUACCACCAGAACCGAGCCCUCAGGAGUCACACAAAGCCUUCGUGAGGGAGAUGAAGCACCCCAUUCUGCGGCCCGGUUACGUUCCCAUCCCUGUCUUCCAUGAGGGCGCGGAACUGAGGCAGCAACAGCAUCCGUGUUAUUCCUACAUCCAGCCCAACGCCGCACAGAGCCUCCGGUUGGACGGGCGGACACCUUCCCCGACACCAGGGCUCCACUGCCGGCCCAGAUCCCCUUUACACGGCGCCACAAACAGCUGCUCCGCUGAGCCUGGAAAGGCCGGCUCGCCUGUCUCACAAACUGCAGAGGUCUACACCGCCCCGCAUCACCAACCCCCGCGGCCUAGCAGCACUGGUCUUCAAGCGGGUUACAUCCCCAUACCGGUGAUCCAUGAGGGUGGAGGAGGCCAAACACAGACGCAGCCUCAGUUGAAUCCUUCCGUCUACUCCCAGCGCGUCCCCUACUCAGAGCACCAGCAGCCCUUCUACCGCCUUCAGUCUGACGAAUGGCCCGGCUACUCUGCGGCGAUGCCGCCUGCCCGGGAGAGAGCCUCUCCGAUUCCCCAGCAUCGCGAUGCUACUUCUAUUCACCUCCAACCUCAUAUUAGAAGCCAGUCACCUAUUGUAACGCAGGUCGGGCUGGGAGAGAGACCACAGGCACAGCAGCAUGUCCUCACCAGAGAGCCACCCCAGAAAAUGGAGCAGGAGCAAAAAGGCCCUCAGCAGAAACCAGAGAGCGUGCAGCACCCACAGUCGCUGCCCACUUUUGCUGACGUCCAAAAGCCUCAACAGCCUCAACAGUUUCAACAGCCUCAACAGUUUCAGCAGUAUCAGCAGCCUCAACAGCUCCAACAGCCUCAACAGUUUCAGCAGCCUCAACAGCUCCAACAGCCUCAACAGUUUCAACAGCCUCAACAGUUUCAACAGCCUCAACAGUUUCAGCAGCCUCAACAGUUUCAACACGCACCACCUCAAACGUCUCCACAGCCUCAGCAUCCCGAACAGUUAAUGCAGUCUCAGUUUGAGAAACCACCACCACAACAACAACAGCAUACUGCAGAUAUCACAGUUCAAAUACCUCCAAAAGAAGAGUCCCAGGACAUGACAGCUGUUCCCCCAGAGGUCCCACCGGUUAAGGCUGAGAGUGAACCGGCUGCCCAGAGCCCAGUGCACCCGGGCCUGGCUAAGGUACAGCAGAUAGUCGGAAGGGUCGCCAAACUGGAGCAGGAGGUGAGAGGCUUUGAUGGAAAAAAGAAUGAUAAGAGAUACAUGUUGCUGGAGGAGCUGCUGACCAAGGAGCUUUUAGCGCUGGACUCGGUUGACCCAGAGGGUCGCAUAGACGUGCGGCAGGCAAGACGGGACGGAGUCCGCCGCGUCCAGACCAUACUGGAAGAACUGGAGCAACUGGAGGAGCGGCCGGGCAGGCCUGCAAGCAAGAUGUCGAUGGAGGGAGACAGCCCGACACCAAAAGGAGAGCCCAGAAUGAUCACCAAGGAAAAUGUCGAGCUGGCAAAGGAGAUAUCAUGAUUUCACACAGCAUAAUCAGGAGGGGAUUAGGGCAACCUGCUUUAUAUUUGAUAGUGAUCAAGCCCCACCCCUCCAUCUACAGCAUUUGUGGGAGUUGCAUGCAUUGAUUAACAGUGUUGGUAUUUACUGCCAUUCAAAACAUAUUGGGGCACAUAUGGGAGCUCAGUGCAAUCAUGUUUUUCAAGCCAAUGUUGUUGCCUUCUAUGUUGUGCCGAAGUCUUCGUAAUAAGACAGCUGUCCUGAUCACAGUGUUGUCAACAAUUUCCAGUCAAAUUGAAGUUUGAAUAAGAGGCCUUUUAUUAAUGAAAAGCAGCAGUAGUUUUCUUAAGAAAUGUUAUGUGUGGUUGGCUUUUGUCCUGAUCAAAUCUUUUUGGGAGCUUUCCUUAAUCCAGUCAACAAACCAGUCAGUGCACAUUGCAAACAUUGGGCCUUUAAAGCAGAAGUCAGUGCACAACUCAGUCAACAGAAAAGCCUUUUCCCUCUACAUGUUGGAGCUGUUUGUUAGAUGCUGCUUUCUGGUGCAUUACUGACUUUGCACUUUGCCAUCAUUGAAAUGUAAUACGCUGAAACAUUAUCAGCACUUCAUUUAAAAUGUACACCUUACAUAAGGUUUGAUUGAUGUGUUUGUAUGUGCAUUGGUUUACUUGUAAUUCCAAAAGCUAUUAUCAGUAUUUAUAUCACAUAGUAUUUUGGCAUAUUUAUGAAUGUGUAACGACAACCGGAGUUGAGAUGUGUAUCUUACUCGACACGUCCGACAAUCGGCCCUUGUUGGCACUUGACAAUCGGUGUUGUCAGAAUGUAUAACUACCACAGCCACAAUCUGCAAUGACGCUAACACAAAAGAUGGCCUUAAAAAUGCCAACAGAAGUUGGACAAUUCUUUAAGAGAUGAAGUGCAAGAAAACGUCAAUCUUUCAUAUUAAAUGUUAUUUUGAAGGUUACGCUAAUUGUUUGUGUAGUAAUUUGUCGCUCUGAUGUGAUCAUAAGCCAUCUGUGAGGUGUGGUCACUGCAUAACACACCUUUACAAAUGAUGGUGAAUUUGUGGUGAAGUGUUAAUCACAGUUUACGAGUAGCAGACUGAUGCAUUGUUGAAAGUCACCUUGGUAUGUUUGAAAAUAAAAAUGUAUUUGACAUGG